Myotis davidii is the source of this 1939-nucleotide messenger RNA. It is a transcript of the gene PRKAA2, whose product is annotated as protein kinase AMP-activated catalytic subunit alpha 2. The record is from RefSeq and is a predicted model, not a curated record. The transcript has 8 exons. Gene Ontology annotation, biological process: protein phosphorylation; intracellular signal transduction. Lineage: Eukaryota; Metazoa; Chordata; Mammalia; Chiroptera; Vespertilionidae. Gene Ontology annotation, cellular component: cytoplasm. Gene Ontology annotation, molecular function: ATP binding; AMP-activated protein kinase activity. Bases 65 to 1660 code for a protein of 531 amino acids.
ACAUACAUGAUGUAAAAGUGGUAUAUAUGAGUAAAACUUGGGGUUGCAGUGGAAGUAUGACUGUAUGAUCAGCAGUUUUUUUUCUUCAUUUGUAGUUGGAGAACAUCAGUUGACAGGUCAUAAAGUGGCAGUUAAAAUUCUAAAUAGACAGAAGAUUCGCAGUUUAGAUGUUGUUGGAAAAAUAAAGCGGGAAAUUCAAAAUCUAAAACUCUUUCGUCAUCCUCAUAUUAUUAAACUAUACCAGGUGAUCAGCACUCCAACAGAUUUUUUUAUGGUAAUGGAAUAUGUGUCUGGUGGUGAAUUAUUUGACUACAUCUGUAAACAUGGACGGGUUGAAGAGAUGGAAGCCAGACGGCUCUUUCAGCAGAUCCUGUCUGCGGUGGAUUACUGUCAUAGGCAUAUGGUUGUGCACCGAGACCUGAAACCAGAGAAUGUGCUGUUGGAUGCACACAUGAAUGCCAAGAUAGCUGAUUUUGGAUUAUCUAAUAUGAUGUCAGAUGGUGAAUUUCUGCGAACUAGUUGUGGAUCUCCAAAUUAUGCAGCACCUGAAGUAAUCUCAGGCAGAUUGUAUGCAGGUCCUGAGGUUGACAUCUGGAGCUGUGGUGUUAUUCUGUACGCUCUUCUCUGUGGCACUCUCCCAUUUGAUGAUGAGCACGUGCCUACGUUAUUUAAGAAGAUCCGAGGGGGUGUUUUUUAUAUCCCAGAAUACCUCAAUCGCUCUGUCGCCACUCUCCUGAUGCAUAUGCUGCAGGUUGAUCCCCUGAAACGAGCAACUAUCAAAGACAUAAGAGAGCAUGAAUGGUUUAAACAAGAUUUGCCCAGUUACUUAUUUCCUGAAGACCCCUCCUAUGAUGCUAACGUCAUUGAUGAUGAGGCUGUGAAAGAAGUGUGUGAAAAAUUUGAGUGUACGGAAUCAGAAGUAAUGAACAGUCUAUAUAGUGGUGACCCUCAAGACCAGCUUGCAGUGGCCUAUCAUCUUAUUAUUGACAAUCGGAGAAUAAUGAACCAAGCCAGUGAGUUCUACCUCGCGUCUAGUCCCCCAACAGGUUCCUUUAUGGAUGAUAGUGCCAUGCAUAUUCCUCCAGGCCUGAAACCUCAUCCAGAAAGGAUGCCACCUCUUAUAGCAGACAGCCCUAAAGCAAGAUGUCCAUUGGAUGCACUGAAUACAACUAAGCCCAAAUCUUUGGCUGUAAAGAAAGCCAAGUGGCAUCUUGGAAUCCGAAGUCAAAGCAAACCAUAUGACAUUAUGGCUGAAGUUUACCGAGCUAUGAAGCAGCUGGAUUUUGAAUGGAAGGUAGUGAACGCAUACCACCUUCGUGUAAGGAGAAAAAACCCAGUGACUGGCAAUUAUGUGAAAAUGAGCUUACAGCUUUACCUGGUUGAUAAUAGAAGUUAUCUUUUGGACUUUAAAAGCAUUGAUGAUGAAGUGAUGGAGCAGAGGUCUGGUUCUUCGACACCUCAGCGUUCCUCUUCUACUGCUGGCUUACAUAGACCCAGAUCAAGUUUUGAUUCUGUGACUGCUGAGAGCUAUUCACUGUCGGGCUCCCUCACUGGCUCCUUGACUGGAAGCACACUGUCCUCAGUUACUCCUCGCCUGGGCAGCCACACCAUGGAUUUUUUUGAAAUGUGUGCCAGUCUGAUCACUACUUUAGCUCGUUGAUGAUUUUCCCCUAGUUUAUAUCUUUUUGUUGUUGCACUGUGAAAUCACAUGUAUUCUUUAAAUUAUUAUUUUACUUAUGUGUACACAUACUCUAAAAUGCUGAUUGACAGACAUGAAUAUUGCCAGGGGACACUCAAUGCCAUUGAAAUUAUGAAAACAAAAGUCUGACAUUUUAUUUAUCCGUAGAAAUCUGUAAUUGUACUAUGAUAAAUUUAUAUAGGCAGUAUCAUUAGUAGAUGAACACUGAUGAAGAUCGUUAAUUAAAAUUGUGAAUUCAUU